AUGUUUCGGAGGAGAGGGGGUAGAAGGGAAAGCACAGCUUCGUGCCCAAAUCCGUUCAAUGGUCAUGAUAUCCAAGGAACGUCUACGAAGCAGGUGUACCAGCGUGUACGAUCCAUAACAACGUUCAAUCGCCGGCGCGAUCUUAAAGGAAUUAUGAAGUUUGCGACCGCGGACGACAGCAUCCAUUCCACAUACGGAGCGACCGAAAAAGAGUCAAAAGACUCGACGGACGGCGAGUUGUCUAUCAAACGAAACAUCGAAUUCAAAGAACUACAUAUUCGCGAAUAUGCACGUACACUUGGAGAUAAUCCGUCCUGUUCAAGUGGCCCUCCCGUAUCUAUUUCGUGGGAAUUUGACCCCGAGACAAAGAUCAUUUCGGUGGACGAAUAUGAAGACACGCGACCGCCCCGCCGGACGCAUUUUGAAAUGAUUUUACCACGCGACUUACGCCAGUCUAUGCUACGCAAGGAAUGGGACAUUACCCAACUGCAAAUUGCUGCCGCCGUCCGGGCAAAUAUCAAAGCGAAGAACCAACGACGAUCGACGGUCAACAACAUUGGAAAGGCGACAAAAAUUGAAGAAAUGAUGGAAAAAGCAGGGAAGAAGGUAAGGCGAGGAUUUCUUUUGAAGAAAAGUACGACAAAGGAAAUGGAGGAGCUUGAGCAGAAGAUGCAGGAGGCAGACAUUGCACGAAAGCAGGAACAACUGGACUCCCAGAUGGCGGAUGAAUAUUCCGAAGAGGAGAGCGAGCCGCACAUGGAUCAACCUUACAGCAACGUUGACGCAUUAAGUUUUAGUUCAAAGAACCAGGAAUUUUGAAGCGUUGAAUUCAGUCGCUAUGAGAAAAACUCCGAGACAGAAGCAGCAAAAGCCAGCUCGGUUGCUUUCGAAGUUUGAUCAGUUUUUGACGACUUUGAGUUUUCUCAUCAAUCGAUU
Molecule: messenger RNA, 936 nt
Organism: Phaeodactylum tricornutum CCAP 1055/1
Lineage: Eukaryota; Bacillariophyta; Bacillariophyceae; Surirellales; Neidiaceae
Exons: 2
Coding region: 1-819 (272 amino acids)
Source: RefSeq, a predicted model, not a curated record